CACCCCUCUCAAUAAGAAAAUAAAAAAAACUUUUUGAAACCAAAUUUUAUUUUAGAAAAAUAAAUUUAAUGGCUUCAAAAACGAUAGCAACAGCAACAGUUCGAGCAGUGAAAAGAAAACUCAUACCAACAAGAGCUGCUAUAACUCUGACUCCGUCAGCUGUCAACAGAGUUAAAGCACUUUUAGAUGGUAAAAAUGAUGUUAUCGGACUUAAAAUUGGAGUGAAACAGAGAGGAUGCAAUGGAUUAAGUUACACACUUGACUACGCAGCCACUAAAGACAAGCUAGAUGAAGAAGUCGUACAAGAUGGUGUAAGAAUCAUCAUAGAUAAAAAGGCACAACUCAGCUUAUUAGGAACAGAAAUGGAUUACGUCGAGACAAAACUUGCAUCAGAGUUUGUGUUCAAUAAUCCAAACAUCAAAGGAACUUGUGGCUGUGGUGAAUCCUUCAGCAUCUAAAAUCUUUAAAUAAUUCUGUCCUAGUUUCAAAAUCAUUAUGUAGAUAAAUUUUGAAUCUUAAUUAAUCGAGGUAAUUUAUUUGUUCCUUAGCUUAAUAAUGAAAUGAAAACAUUAAAGUUGAAAAGUCAGUUUAA
Molecule: messenger RNA, 592 nt
Organism: Clunio marinus
Lineage: Eukaryota; Metazoa; Arthropoda; Insecta; Diptera; Chironomidae
Source: the annotation of a GenBank genome assembly